Messenger RNA from Chanos chanos (milkfish), 2054 nucleotides. RefSeq names its product ubiquitin-conjugating enzyme E2, J2 (UBC6 homolog, yeast) (gene ube2j2). NCBI's taxonomy places the organism in Eukaryota, Metazoa, Chordata, Actinopteri, Gonorynchiformes, Chanidae. The record is from RefSeq and is a predicted model, not a curated record. The transcript is spliced from 7 exons. Bases 152 to 931 code for a protein of 259 amino acids.
AAUGGGGGAUAGAUGACAAUUUCACCUUAGCUAUCAAGCUAUAUUGAUGUUACCCUCUGAAGUUGUUUUAAGAUCAACGAUAAGCAAUAAAACAAGUGUCUAACAUUGCGCAGCUGUGUCCCCGGUUGAUCCUGUGGAGUUUGCUAAAGAGAUGAGCAACAAUAUCAACAAGAGGGCACCAACAACAGCAACACAGAGAUUAAAGCAGGACUACCUUCGCAUUAAGAAAGAUCCUGUACCUUACAUAUGCGCUGAACCUCUCCCUUCAAAUAUAUUAGAAUGGCACUAUUUGGUACGUGGUCCGGAGAAAACUCCCUAUGAAGGUGGUUAUUACCAUGGCAAACUGAUUUUCCCUCGUGAAUUCCCCUUCAAACCUCCAAGCAUAUACAUGAUAACACCAAAUGGAAGAUUUAAAUGUAACACAAGGUUAUGUCUGUCUAUCACAGAUUUUCACCCAGAUACCUGGAAUCCUGCUUGGUCAGUUUCCACCAUCCUCACGGGUCUCUUGAGUUUUAUGGUUGAAAAAGGCCCCACUCUUGGGAGUAUCGAAACAUCAGACUUUACAAAAAGACAGCUUGCCUCUCAGAGUCUGGCUUUUAACAUUAAAGACAAAGUGUUCUGUGAGCUGUUUCCAGAUGUUGUUGAGGAGAUCAAACAGAAGCAACGUGCGCAGGAGGAGCUGAACGCCAGCGCCAAGGCACUGCCCCUGCCUGAUGUGGUACCAGACGGAGAUACCCAUCAUGCACAAAAUGGGCAUGCAGGCCUCAACGGGCACUUGCUGCCUGGGGCUGCUCAUCCUCCUGACCUUCAACAAGUUAAUCGCAACCACGGACUUCUAGGCGGAGCACUGGCAAACUUGUUUGUCAUUGUCGGCUUUGCUGCUUUCGCCUACACAGUCAAGUACGUUCUGAGGAGCAUUGCACAGGAAUAAACCAGUGAAAACAGAAAGGUUUGAAGAUUGAUGUUGGAGGAGAGGAGAAAAGAAACUGAUCCUGUUCUUAUGACCAAAAGGGGUUUGAUGAAAAGGGGAGGUUGUCUCCUGUUCUUUUUUUUUCCUGGGGUGGGAGGCAAAUCAAAAGGUUUUAUUACAACAAAACAACUAAGAGUCUAGAGAGGCAAUAGGAGGGUGUUAGGGGCUACACAGCCCUUCUCUACUGCUUCAGCAAAGAGAGCAAAGCAGCUGGACACCACCUGUAGGCCUCGCGAAACACCAGUCGAUGUGAAUUUACAGAUGAGAAAACUUUUGUGAAAAUGUAUCAGAUCACUUAUUUUCAUACCUGCCCCUCUACACCCUCCAGCCCUUCAUUGUAAACUAAUAUUUACGUUAUUUAGAGAUCCGGUGCGUGACCUCAGUGUGUGUCUGCACAGACAUUGUAAACACCAUGACUGUAAGUGGUAUCCAGCAUUAUUCAGUUUUGAUUGAUCAGUAAAGCAUUCAGAAUUUGCAAAACACACCUCAGAGCGAUGCUGUUGAUUUUAUAGCACUGAGAAAGUAAAUAUCAGUUUGCAAAGUGCAUAGUUAUCCAUUCCUGAAAAUUUUCUCACAUGUGCGCCAUAUUGUUUAUUGCUGUGUGAUUAAAAAAAAAAAAUCAAGAUCCAAAUUGUUUGGUUUCAGUAGUUUCAUUGCAAUGGCUGAUCUGUAAAUGGACUCUUAUUCAUUUCCAAUUUCUUCUCAGUGCUUUCUCCCUCUGUUCACCGUAGCUUGUGCUAAGCGAAUCGGAGCUGUCCCUGUUUUUUGGUUGACGUACAUAAGACAUGAUAAGAAAUGUGGAUCUAUGAUGUAAUACCAAUGCUGCUCCAAAAUCUUGAUUAAGCACCUUUUCUUUCAUUCAUGUUCUCUCUGUCAGCCAUGAAGCCGUUUCCCUAACAAAAUUGUUCUUUAUAAUCAUCCAGCACUACAAUUUGUUGCGUUGUAUGUGCACUCUGUUAGCUGUUUACGGCUCUACUUCAUUACACAAUACUGCAAGAUAUGUCUACAGUUGCAUUUUAAGGGUGUAACAUUAGUGCAAUAUUUCUCAGUGGAUGACAAAUAAAUAUUCAUUUAAUUCUUGUCA